Molecule: messenger RNA, 2228 nt
Organism: Microstroma glucosiphilum
Lineage: Eukaryota; Fungi; Basidiomycota; Exobasidiomycetes; Microstromatales; Microstromataceae
Exons: 3
Coding region: 379-2022 (547 amino acids)
Biological process (GO): mRNA processing; nuclear-transcribed mRNA poly(A) tail shortening
Cellular component (GO): PAN complex; P-body
Molecular function (GO): poly(A) binding
Source: RefSeq, a predicted model, not a curated record
CGCGAGAGCUGUUACUGGUGGGCCAGGAUCCAGUGUGUUCACUCCCGCGAGUCAUAGUGGAAGGGGUACGCCGACGGGGUAUGGGAGCGGGGCAGGUCCAUCUGGGUAUGAUAGCGAAGGUUUAGGCGUGAGUAUAGCCUGAGCUCAUAUAAGAGGCAACGAAGAGGUGGAGCGACGGGAGGUACUGAGAUAUUGAUCUUCGAGCUGCUCUUCCCUGCUCCGUAUGCUCUGGGCUUUGUCUUUUCCCUCACCCAGAACGCUGCCUUUGAUCCUACCUACGCAGGUCCUCUGCCUUCCGGAGGUCACGCCUCGAACAGCGCCUCGUACGGAGCCGGAGGAGAUCCUAGUGCUGGCAGGCCCUUCAAUCCCUACGAACAUAUGGAUCAGCAAGGCCACGGUGGCUAUGACGAUCCUUCUACUGCACAGCCAAUGAGACCCAUUCGGCAACCACUGCAAUACCACCUCUCCGCUCCGCCUCUUCCCCACACCUCUAAUCUUCACCCUCAACACAUGGCUCAGCAUGCCUAUUUUAUGAGUCCCUCGUUGCGGGAGGACCUCUUCCGUAGGAAUGAGGCUAUCAAUGUCUCUGCUUCUUCUGUCACCGAUCUAGGUGGUACACAGACUCGUCCGCCUCAGCCCGAAGAGGCUCAUGUUUACAAGGAUCUGGUAGCUUUGGAGCCCGACUCGUCGGGCCCUCUGCCAUACGGCUCGAGAGGCAACCCCGUGACAAUUGGAGGAGUGCCUACGCAGCUGCUCCCACGUCACCUCUUGCCAAUCGGAGCAAACGGCCUGAUCAGCUCAAUGGGCGCGCUGAGCCAGCUGCCCAUCUCUUCCUCCGGUGGACCGCUCGCCCCCUCUUCUGCCCUGGGCGGAUAUCCGACCGAAGUUCACCGAGCCACCUGCACUCUUGACGGAAAGACGUACGUCUUGCGGCGGAUCGUUGGAUUCAACCUGGGUAGAGAAAAGGAGAGGGCGCUAGAAGGAGUGGAGAGGUGGAGGAGACUGAGGUGUCCGGGUGUGGUCAAUGUGAGAGAGGCCUUUACUAGCUGGAGAUGGGGCGAAGCUUCGAUCGUCUUUGUGUACGACUUCCAUCCCCUCUCCACGACGCUCUUUGCAGAGCAUCUCCUCCCUCGUCCGCCACGCGUGGAUCCACGAACAGGAAGGAUGCAGACGGUGGACAUGCAUGUGCCAGAGAGGAAGAUGUGGUCCUACCUCUGCCAGCUCGCUUCGGCGCUUCGACAGAUCCACAAGCUCGGACUUGCGGCUAGAUGUCUUGAGCUUGGGAAGGUGCUGCUGACGGGGAAGAAUCGUGUGCAAAUCAAUUGCUGCUCAGUCCUCGACGUUCUGACCUACGAUCCCCAAAAUCCUCCAUCUGCUGAGUCGAUGGCGAACCAUCAAGCCGAAGAUCUGUACAAGCUUGGUGUUCUGCUCCUCUGUCUCUCCUCGCUCUCAAGCACAGCCGGAAACAACAUCGCCCAGUCUCUGGACAAUCUGGGUCGUCAUUAUUCCAAGGAGCUGAAGGACGUUGUGACAUGGCUGCUGCAAAGUGCGCAAGAGGUGGACAGGGACUAUGGUACGGCGAAAGACGCCGAUGAAUUACUGCGACUCCUCGGUCCGCACCUGGCUGACGAGCUCGAGGCAAGCGAGAACUAUUCUGACCUGCUCGAAGACUCGCUAAGUCGGGAGCUGGAAAAUGCUCGCCUGGUGCGCCUUCUCUGCAAGAUGGGCUUCAUCAAUGAGCGACCCGAGUACGACCACGACCCCAACUGGUCAUCUACGGGAGAGCGAUACCUCAUCUCUCUCUUCCGGGACUACCUUUUCCACUCUGUCGAGGAAGGCGGGAGCGGCAAGCCUGUGCUGGACCUGAGUCAUCUGCUGAGCAACUUGAAUAGGCUAGAUGCGGGGAGUGAGGAUAGGAUCAUGCUCACCAGUAGGGAUGAACAGAGCUGUUUGGUUGUAAGCUACAAGGAGAUCAAGGCAGCCAUUGACUCGGCUUUUAGCGACCUCUCUCGCCAUGGUUGAGCGCGGAGAGGAAGCAAAGGCCAGGUGAGAAAUUCUGAAAUUCGACGUUGAGUGGGCCGGUGGCAUGGCAUACCCUACGUCGCUUUGUUUAUCUGCUCUGUCACUACCAUUCCCGUCCGUCUACUGGCGAUGGCUGGGCUGUCAUGGUUUGCAAGGUCUUUCAAUGUAGUCUCUUCUCCCAAGUUGAAUGAAAUGCUUCAUUUACG